UAUGUAAUCUGGAGAAGAAUUUGAGCAAAAGGGGUCAACCUACCAAAAGUUAAACCACCCCACUGCAAUUGCACCUAAUACAAAAAUAGUUGAUUUACAUUAUAUUUAUUUAUAAAUAAUGAUUUUAUAAUCACAUUGUUUUGAACUUUAAAAUUAUUUUUAUCUUUGGAUAGAAUUCAUGGUGCGCUUUUGAACAUGGAGGAAAUUGACACAACAACAGAUCGCUAUGGCGGACCACGUGUUGACCACGAAUGUUGAUCUCGGUUUUAUCGAGAAAACCGAUUCUAGAUUAUUAAAAAGUAAAUAUUUUCCAAGCAAAGUUGGUGGAAAACCAGCCUGGCUCUCAUUGGCACCAUUGCCUGAUCCGUCGGACUUGUCCUGCUCAGUUUGUGGCGCAUCAUUAACAUUUCUUCUGCAAAUCUAUUCGGCGAGAAAAUCAUCGCAUGCAUUUCAUAGGACUAUAUUUAUUUUUAUCUGUCGCAAUCCUUCGUGUUCUCAAGAGAAUUCUAACCGUAACUUUAAAGUUUAUCGAUCACAGCUUCCACGGGUAAAUGAAUUUUAUAGUUCUGAGCCACCUGAUGAAAAUGUUCCGGAAGACGAAGCGAUGAAGUUGUCCUCGUAUCAGGUGCCACCUCUCUGUCGAAUCUGUGGGGUACUGGCUCUAAAGAGAUGUGCUCGUUGCCAUAAAGCUGACUACUGCAGUAAAGAUCACCAGACUCUUGAUUGGAAAAUUCACAAGAAAAUGUGCAGUAUUGAUGAACAGCCACAUUCAAAAAAUACGAAAGACAAAGACGUACGACAUUCAACAUUUCUAUUCUGCGAAGCUGAACUUGUCACAGAGCCAGAAGAAUGGGAACAAGGUGGUGACGAGAAGAGUGAAGAAGAAAGACUGAAAGAAUACAAAGACUUUUUGAAAACUUCCCAGGCAGAGAAAAUGCUUGAUGGUAAAGAUGAAACUGAUCUAGACAUGAUGGCAGCUGCGGAUUCGGAAGACACCAAGCAAUUUACCAAGUUUAAAGCCAGAAUAUCUACAGAUAGCCAACAGGUUUUGCGCUACGACCGAGGAGGAGAGCCGUUGUGGGUGUCGGCACACAACAAACCAACGAGUAUUCCCAAAUGUCAGUGUGGAGCUGAAAGAGAAUUUGAAUUCCAGGUUCUUCCACAGCUUCUCUGUCACCUUGGAGUGGACAGUCUCGGUGAUAGUAUUGACUGGGGAACUCUUUGUGUCUACACAUGUCGGCAGAGUUGUGAUAUUGGAACCAGGUAUCAAGAUGAGUUUCUCUGGAAACAAGACAUCUUCAUUUCAAAAUCUGAAAAAUAGUUCCAACUUGAUACACUUCACUCAGAAAACAUCCAGAAACAGAUGUAUUUUUUUAACUGAAUUUGUUUUACUGUUUUGUUAAUAAACAGGGCACUUGUGGAAUAAUAUGAAGGGAGGAGGGUAUUUGAAUGUUUACCUGGAUUUUAGUUGAGGCAAGUGAAGUUAUCAUUCCUAAGUGGUGAAUUUGGCUUGGAAAAAAAAAUCAACACAUAUAAAAUGUUGACAACUGUUUUGUUCACCCUAAGAGUAAAAACUUGAUCCAUUUGAAGUCUUCCAAAACAAAAUUCACAAUGUAGUCUGACAUGGGUGUUUUGCAGAUGGUGGAAUGUGUAAAAAUGUGUACCUUCGUCUGUUUUUGAGGGUAUCGACUUGUACUCUAAAAGCUACAUAGUGACAUUGUUGGGGUUUUUGAAAGGUUAAAAAAUAAUUUAAAUGUUCCUUUAUGCCUUGCAAAGACUCCUAAUACAAUAGUGAAACCGUCUUCUAGCAUCAUUCAAUUUAUUAAGAAGUAUGAAACGUCUAUCAUCAAAAGCAGAGGUGGUGCUGUUGUGUUGUCAUAACAACCAAAACACUGGAUUGAUACAUAGAAGUCCAUACCAUCCAAACAAAGUCAUGAAAGAAAGAAAGAAAGAAAUGUUUUAUUUAACGACGCACUCAACACAUUUUAUUUACGGUUAUAUGGCAUCAGACAUAUGGUUAAGGACCACACAGAUUUGGAGAGAAACCCA
This is a messenger RNA of Gigantopelta aegis, 2049 nucleotides long. RefSeq names its product programmed cell death protein 2-like. Gene Ontology annotation, cellular component: cytoplasm; nucleus. The transcript has 4 exons. The coding region runs from base 227 to 1321 and encodes 364 amino acids. NCBI's taxonomy places the organism in Eukaryota, Metazoa, Mollusca, Gastropoda, Neomphalida, Peltospiridae. The record is from RefSeq and is a predicted model, not a curated record.